CGCCCCUCCUCGCCGCUGCCGCCACCUUUCCCCUCCGCUCCCUUCCCCCGGCGAGAGCCUCCCCGCGUUCUGCUGACUGACACCGUCCCCCGGCCAUCCCUCGGGGUCGACUCCCUUCAGACAUCUUUCGGAGGCUCCACCGAGGAGAGGGAAACGAGGUCUCCGACCCUGCUUGAACUCGGUUCACAGGCGUCGCGGCCGGUCCGAGAGCCCUCACCCCGCUUGCCACCCUCGCCACGGAUCCAUUAGCAUCACGAGAGCCCGGCCCCGACCCCUUGUCAGAUAUCUUCCCCUAAUGGUUAAGGAGGAGAUACUUUUAUUUUACAAAAACGUGGACUUAAUGUGAUGAACCUGGCGCCUCAGCUUUCAGAAAGGGACGUGUCUUGGUGUACUGACCUGAGUAAAAGAACUGUGUGCAGUCGCCUGUCAGUGCGAGAAAAUCACCUGCCUGGUGUUUUGUCGCAUUUUAAGACUUAAACUUGCAGGCCACAUGUCGGAUUUCAUUUUGGAAGACAUGGAUCUCGCUGCUAAUGAGAUCAGCAUCUAUGACAAGCUUUCAGAGACAGUUGAUCUGGUGAGACAGACAGGCCAUCAGUGUGGAAUGUCAGAAAAGGCAAUCGAAAAAUUUAUCAGACGGCUACUGGAGAAGAAUGAACCUCAAAGGGGACCACCCCAGUACCCUCUCCUCUUAGCCAUAUAUAAGGUCCUCCUAACUCUGGGAUUAAUCAUGUUCGCUGCCUACUUUGUAAUUCAACCUUUUAGCUCAUUAGCACCCGAGCCAGUGCUUUCGGGAGCUCACACCUGGCGUUCACUCAUCCAUCACAUUCGGCUGAUGUCCUUGCCCAUCACCAAGAAGUAUAUGCGAGAGACUAAGGGCGUUCCUCUGCAAGGCGGGGAGGAAAACAAACCCUUCCCAGGUAGAAGGCUGCACUUAGAGAUGGAAUUUGACCCCUGGUCAUCAAGUGGCUGUGAGCAGAAUGAGUCAGAACCCAUCCCUGCCAACUGCACUGGCUGUGCCCAGAUACUACCCCUCAAAGUAACGCUCCCAGAGGACACUCCGAAGACUUUUGAGAGACUCCGUCCUCUGGUGAUCAAGACAGGGCAGCCUCUGUUGUCUUCAGAGAUUCAACAUUUCUCAUGCCAGUACCCUGAAGCCACAGAGGGCUUCUCUGAGGGGUUUCUCACCAAGUGGUGGCGCUGCUUUCCUGAGAGGUGGUUUCCAUUUUCUUACCCAUGGAGGAGACCUCUAAACAGAUCACAAGUUUUACGGGAGCUUUUUCCUGUUUUUACCCAACUUCCAUUUCCAAAAGACGCCUCCUUACACAAGUGCUUCCUGAUCCACCCGGAACCUGUGGUGGGUAGCAAGAUGCAUAAGGUGCACGACCUGUUUACUGUUGGCAGCGGGGAAGCCAUGUUGCAGCUCAUUCCCCCCUUCCAGUGCCGAAGACACUGUCAGUCUGUGGCCAUGCCGAUAGGACCUGGAGAUAUUGGCUAUGCUGGUGCUGCCCACUGGAAGGUCUACAUUGUAGCCAGAGGGGUUCAGCCUCUGGUCAUCUGCGAUGGAACCACUCUCUCAGAGCAGUAGGAAACGACUGUCUAUAGGAACUGCUUAAAGAGCUGAAAACCAGGCUGAAAAGAACAGGGGGGAGGAAUAAAAACACUAAAACCUUU
Molecule: messenger RNA, 1671 nt
Organism: Myodes glareolus (Bank vole)
Lineage: Eukaryota; Metazoa; Chordata; Mammalia; Rodentia; Cricetidae
Source: RefSeq, a predicted model, not a curated record